Emys orbicularis (European pond turtle) is the source of this 2228-nucleotide messenger RNA. It is a transcript of the gene GLCCI1, whose product is annotated as glucocorticoid induced 1. The transcript has 8 exons. The record is from RefSeq and is a predicted model, not a curated record. Bases 1 to 1707 code for a protein of 568 amino acids. Lineage: Eukaryota; Metazoa; Chordata; Testudines; Emydidae. Gene Ontology annotation, cellular component: cytoplasm.
AUGUGGGGAGCCGGCCGGGGGCAGCGCACGGAGCCCCUGCCGGGACUUGCGACCCCCCUGCCCGCCAUGUCCUCCUCGUCCAGCUCCUCGCAGACCCCGCCCGGGCACCACCCGCCGCAGAGGAUGAGGCGCGGCGCCGCCGGGUCACCCACCGCGGCCAGCGGCGCCGCCGGCAACGGUGCGGGGGGAGGCGCCGCCAGCAGCGCCGGGACCAGCCGGCUGCUGCAGCCCAUCCGAGCGACCGUGCCCUACCAGCUCCUGCGGGGCAGCCAGCACAGCCCGACCCGCUCCCCUUCCGCCUCGGUGGGGAGCAACACCGGGCCGGCGGGCGGCGGAGGGGGCCGCGGCAGCAGCCCACCCAGCCCGACGCCGCCGCUGGCAGCGCCUGCCCCCCCGGGAGGCGGCGUGGCGGACCCGGGGAGGGUGAAGGGCAGGCAGCGGCGCUCGCCGGAGAGCGGUGGCAGCAGGAGGAGCAGCUCACCUGAGAGACGGAGCCCCAGCUCCCCGGUGUACAGAGUGGACAGGCCAAAAUCCCAGCAAGUUAGAACCUCUGGUACCAUAAGGCGAACCUCUUCUUUGGACACAAUAACAGGACCUUAUCUCACAGGACAAUGGCCUCGUGAUCCCCAUGUACACUACCCCUCAUGCAUGAAAGAUAAAGCUACUCAGACACCUAGCUGUUGGGCAGAAGAGGGAUCAGAAAAGAGAUCGCAUCAGCGUUCAGCAUCGUGGGGGAGUGCUGAUCAACUAAAAGAGCAGAUUGCCAAAUUGAGGCAGCAGCUCCAACGCAGCAAACAGAGCAGUCGUCACAGUAAAGAAAAAGAACGUCAGUCACCGCUCCAUGGCAACCAUAUAGCAAUCAGUCAGACUCAGGCUUCUAUCUCCAGAUCAGUCCCUAUGCCACUGUCAAAUAUUUCAGUGCCAAAAUCAACUGUUUCACGUGUGCCGUGCAAUGUAGAAGGAAUAAGCCCUGAAUUAGAAAAAGUAUUCAUUAAAGAAACCAGUGGAAAAGAAGAAGUAUCCAAGCCUUUGGAUAUUCCUGAUGGUCGAAGAGCACCCUUGCCUGCUCAUUAUCGUAGCAGUAGCACGCGUAGCAUUGAUACACAGACUCCCUCUGUCCAAGAGCGUAGCAGCAGCUGCAGCAGCCACUCACCAUGUGUCUCUCCCUUUUGCCCUCCGGAAUCUCAGGAUGGGAGUCCUUGCUCAACAGAAGAUUUGCUAUAUGACCGUGAUAAAGACAGUGGGAGUAGCUCACCGUUGCCCAAGUAUGCCUCAUCUCCCAAACCAAACAACAGCUACAUGUUCAAACGAGAGCCCCCAGAGGGAUGUGAGCGAGUGAAGGUCUUUGAGGAAAUGUCGUCUCGUCAGCCUGUCUCAGCCCCGCUCUUUUCAUGCCCUGACAAAAACAAGGUUAAUUUCAUCCCAACCGGAUCAGCUUUCUGUCCUGUAAAACUUCUGGGUCCCCUACUACCUGCUUCUGACCUGACUCUCAAGAACUCUCCAAACUCUGGUCAAAGCACAGCUUUGAGCACUCUGACUGUUGAGCAGCUUUCAUCUCGGGUCUCCUUCUCAUCUCUGUCAGACGACACCAGCACAAUGGACUCUACAGAGGUCUCAGUACAACAGCCAUCCCAACAGCAGCAGCCGCUUUUGCAGGAACUUCAGACUGAAGAACUCUCCUCUCCUCAGAGCUAUGUGAUAAUCUAGACCAAGGUGGAGCAGGCCUCUGCCCUGAAACAAGGACUGGGGAGUCUAUACUAAUACAUCUGCAUGGAGUGGCAACCUUUUCAGAACAAAACAAAUACUUAUCAGCAUCUUAAAAAUAUCUCAACGCUGUUCUUGGCAGGGACAGAACUCAUAUUCAGCAUUUUUUUGUGAAAAAGCAGUAAUGCUUGCAAAAACCGUGUAUCAUUAAGCAUUUAAGUGGAGACUAUGCAUUUCAUAGUAUGACCAGAUUAGUACUGUGUCUUGUGUUCUGUUUCAAAUUCUACAGUAUAAAUAAGCUCUGUAUCAAAAAAGUUGCCUGUCUGAAUAGAAAAUGUCUUGCUGUGUUGUGUCCUAUGGAAAAUACUGUACUUCAGGAUUAUGUUUACAAUUGAUCCAGGUGUUUAUGUUUCUAACUUCUGUAAUACAUACAAUGCAAAAAAAAAUUAAAAAUGGCCACAACAGUUGCACAGUGCCCGCCCUAUGGCCUAGCUUCAGGUACUUCUCUCGAAGUCUAAACUCAG